UUGCUUCUAAUUUCCACAGAUGUAGGAGGCGGCUCAAACCAUCUCGUCUGUAUUUACCCAUCCACCGGCCAUUCCACGCCACCAGCAAGUGUUCUGCUUUCGGUUCCCAUUUUCUGUACCAACUUCUUCUUCGCCGUGGUGCGCCGCCGAGCAUCUCGGAUUCUUCCCGGAGCUCAUGCCCUAUUUUAGUCCGCUUCAGUGAAAAAACAGCUCUUUUAUAUUUUAUUCGAGCAGAUAUUAUAAUUCAGUAGAGCAGUUUCGGACGAAUCCUCUGUGAUCUUCUUUUCUCUUUGAUCUAUUUAAGAAAUAGAUGUAGCUUUUGGUCUUUUGUAAUGACUUUGAUUACGCUACUUUUCUUUGUUUGAUGCGAGAAAACCCUUCUGGGUGUUCGGAUAUGCUUGCUGGGAUCAGUACCAUUGCCUGAUUUAAAGUAGCGAAUUAUCAGUCUCCUAUUAAGCUUUUAGCGGCGCUCAUAGAUUUUGAGUUAUGUUGAUUUCCAGUACGUGGAUUCAAACCUCAAACUCCAAUGGCAUGCUGGGCUCUCCACUGGUUUCCUCUAGCAGCAGCUUUCAAAAGCCAGUUUCUUAUUUACUAACAAAAUCUUCAAGAAGUAUAGUUCAGAUAAAGGCAAGGGUCGUAGAUGGAAGCCAAAAUCAUCCUCCUUCGAAGAGAAGGAACCCCCUUGUUGCCGUUCUUGAAGUCCCACAAGUUAUAUGGAGGCAAACAUUGCAGCCACUGAGUAAUUUUGGGUUUGGUCAGAAGAGCAUUUGGGAAGGUGGUGUUGGGCUAUUUGUUGUUUCUGGUGUGGCUCUUGUUGCUCUUAGUCUUGCUUGGUUGAGGGGCUUUCAUCUAAGCUCACAGUUGAGGAAAUAUCAAGCAGUAUUUGAGUUCUCGCAAGCUUGUGGACUCUGCGUUGGAACACCAGUUAGGAUAAGAGGUGUGACUGUUGGGAAGGUUGUUCAUGUCAAUUCUUCUUUAAAAAGCAUUGAUGCGGUCGUCGAGGUUGAAGAUGUUAAAACUAUCAUACCUAGGAACUCUGUGGUUGAGGUCAACCAAUCUGGCCUGCUUAUGGAGACAUUGAUUGACAUAACACCUCAGGAUCCUCUUCCAACACCUUCCGUUGGACCUACUGAUCCUGGUUGCCUUAAAGAAGGCCUCAUUGUAUGUGAUAGAGAGAAAAUGAAAGGGCAACAAGGAGUAAGCUUGGAUGCUUUAGUAAGUAUAUUCACCCGUCUUGGACGAGAAAUGGAGGAAGUUGGCAUCAGAAGAAGCUACAUGUUGGCUGAAAAAGUUGCAUCCAUUGUACAGGAAGCACAACCUCUAAUUGCGAAGGUUGAACUCUUGGCUGAAGACAUUCAACCAUUACUUACUGAGAUCCGUGAUAGUGCUGUUUUGAAGGAUGUUGAAAUCUUAACCAAAAGUCUAGCAGAAGCAACAGAGGAAUUGAGAAGAUUGCGCUCUUCAAUUCUAACUCCAGAGAACGUCGAGAUCUUUCGUCGGUCUAUCUUCACCCUUGUGUACACCUUAAAAAACCUCGAGAGUAUUAGCUCAGACAUCUCAGUAUUCACCAGCGACGAGGCAACAAGGCAGAACAUAAAGAUGCUCAUCAAGUCCCUCAGCAGGAUCUUGUAGUCCCUCAGCAGGAUCUUGUAGUAAAGGAAUGUUGAAUCUUUAUUCUCAAUCUCCGGUUCGAAGGAUCAAUAUGUAUGAGCAGUUGGAUCGUUCGACAGAUUUGUUAAAUCAAAUAAAUGAAAUCAAACUAUGGGCGAAAUUGAAUCAAUCAAAUCAUAAGUCGAACCAACCAAACCAGAACGAGCGAAUCAUUCAUGCUGUUCUUGAAUAGGCUUAAUGUUGUUCUGCAUAGGUAUAAGCUUGAUUUUUGCACUUUUUUUGCUGCUGAACUAUAAAUGUUUGGAUGAUUUGAAACUUAUAUUUUACCAGUCAAAAAGUUGCUGUGCUCUUGAAGCUGAUCA
Messenger RNA from Phalaenopsis equestris, 1973 nucleotides. Its product is annotated as protein TRIGALACTOSYLDIACYLGLYCEROL 2, chloroplastic. The record is from RefSeq and is a predicted model, not a curated record. The coding region runs from base 487 to 1632 and encodes 381 amino acids. NCBI's taxonomy places the organism in Eukaryota, Viridiplantae, Streptophyta, Magnoliopsida, Asparagales, Orchidaceae. The transcript is spliced from 6 exons. Gene Ontology annotation, cellular component: chloroplast inner membrane. Gene Ontology annotation, molecular function: phospholipid binding; lipid carrier activity.